AUGCGAAAAAUAUCAUUGCUUGUGUUGUUAGUGUUUUUUGUGCACUGUCUUGUUGCUAAGGACUUGAUAUUAGGUACAAGAGUGAAUAACUUGUUAAUAUCUACUGAAAAAUUUGUGUUUAAGGGAAUUCCAUUAAUAAAAAGGGACAAGGAUUACACUUAUAAUGAUCCGAAGCAACGAGUUAUUAAGGGUGUCAUCGCUCGUGACCUAUCUCGUUCGGAAGCUGAUGUGACGGUGACACAUGGUGGAGUGGGUAAAACCCACAUUACGUUGCAUAUGAAGAGUGCAAGGGGGGAAGGUCUUAACUACCUCAUAUUAAUUUUCAGCGAAAAUAAAUAA
This is a messenger RNA of Leptosia nina, 339 nucleotides long. The record is from the annotation of a GenBank genome assembly. Lineage: Eukaryota; Metazoa; Arthropoda; Insecta; Lepidoptera; Pieridae.